AUGGCUCACAACGGCCGCGACGCGAAGUUGAACCCUAGGGUCUUCUUCGAUAUAUCGAUCGGCGGCCAGAAGAUGGGCAGGAUCGUGAUGAGUCUGCGGGCCGACGUCGUGUCGCGGACGGCGGAGAACUUUCGAUGUCUCUGCACGGGCGAGAAGCGGGAUGCAAACGGCAAGAAGCUGACGUUCAAGGGGUCCGUUUUUCAUCGCGUGAUCCCGGGGUUCAUCUGCCAGGGCGGCGACAUUAUUGAUGGGACGGGCGCCAAUGGGUUGUCGAUCUACGGCGAGGCCUUCGCGGACGAGAACUUCGCCUUGAAGCACGUGGGGGCUGGGAUUUUAUCGAUGGCGAAUAGAGGAAGGGACACGAACGCGUCGCAGUUUUUUAUCAACUUGGACGUGCACGACUGGCUGGAUGGCAAGCAUGUGGUGUUUGGGUCCGUGACGGACGGCAUGGACGUCGUGAAAGCGAUCGAGCACCAGGGCGGCGUGUCGGGGAAGACGCGGGCGCCGUGCGUGAUCUACGAUUGUGGGGAGCUGCCGCCGCCUGUCAGGGAUUAUUCCUAA
Molecule: messenger RNA, 561 nt
Organism: Pelagomonas calceolata
Lineage: Eukaryota; Pelagophyceae; Pelagomonadales; Pelagomonadaceae
Source: the annotation of a GenBank genome assembly